AUGAGUAAUAUUCCGGAUAUAACGUCCUUAUCUGACUUAUUAGGAACGUCACCUCGAGAGCCAUCGAGGGAUAUACAGAAUUCUUUGCAACUUGAUGUUGCUGAAAUAGUACCAUACCAUCAGGACCAAGAACAAGAGCAGGAGGAAGAACAAGAACAAGAGCCAAAUGAUGAGUCAGAUUAUUCAGAUCAUAACCGUAUAGAGAAUUUUGAAGAGCUACUAAGCAGACAGAAUAUGAAACUAAGUCUAGUUAACGAGAGAGAUUCCUUGUUGAGAGAGAGAACGCACCUCAAAACAAAGAUUGAUGAGCUCGUUGUGAAAGUGCAAUACAUGAAGGAUAUGAGGUCCAAGGAAUUCGAGAAAAGUAAAUUAAAAGAUUUGCUAGAAGAGAGCGAUCUUAAAAGUGCAACAAACGAAGAUUUGAGGGGUCCUAGCGAUGAACAAGAUGUCAUAAUAGAGAACUUGCAUGUGUUACCAUCAAAUAAUUGGCUUGAAAGAAUUAGAAUGGUAAAGCUAUUUCAAAAACAUAUUGAGAUAGACAAAAUCAAGACUACUAAUUACUAUGAUUCAAAUUCUAAACUUCGUCGUGCAAUUGAGUUCUUGGUUAUUUCUCCUCUACUAUUCAAGCUUUCAAUCAAGGUAGCAGUGGACACCAAGGACGAAUCUUUGACUGAGAUAAUUAUCAACCAGAGGAUGUUUAAUAGUAUUGGAAUUCUUUCGUCUUCUUUCGCUACUGUGUUAUACAAGGAUUAUGUUCCUAAACUAAAAUUAAAUUUGAUAAUGUUCGGACUUAACUCAUUAUCUCAGUUGCUCCACGUAAGAGCGAAUUGCAUGCUUACUAUAAUUAAAACGUUUUCACAUCUUAUUGAAGGAGAGAGAUUCUCUGAGAUAAUUCUGUUUGAAAAUAUGAAUAACAAACUAAAAGUUAUGGCUCGAUUGAAGAGUCUAGAUCAGAUCGUAUUUACAUUUUCGAAAUCUUUGAAGACUUAUCGGAUUACUCUCUUUUGGGAUAUAGUACUUACCGAAGUCAAAAUAGCGGAGUGUGGAUCGAAAAUUACACUUACAAUAACAGAUGGCACCAAGUUUUUACCGGAGGCUGGCUCUCUAUUUUCAAAUUUACUUGAACAACACAGUGUCAUGGAUUCGUUAUGCAUGGUUUUAGGAAACAUAUUCCAAAAGGAACAUUAA
Priceomyces carsonii is the source of this 1188-nucleotide messenger RNA. RefSeq lists its product as uncharacterized. The transcript has a single exon. The coding region runs from base 1 to 1188 and encodes 395 amino acids. NCBI's taxonomy places the organism in Eukaryota, Fungi, Ascomycota, Pichiomycetes, Serinales, Debaryomycetaceae. The record is from RefSeq and is a predicted model, not a curated record.